AUGGAGGUGACUGACCAAUGGUUUGGCGCAACGGUCGUCAGUCAAAAUAAAAAAACCGGCCGAGUCAUGGUUUGCGCCCCGCGUUACAGAAAUUACAAGACCCACCUGGUAAGAGGGGAAGGUAGGUGCAUCCUGAUGACAAACAACUUACGGGCUGAGAUGUACAUAGAACCAUGUCGUAACCGUGCCAUUUCGGACGGCUACUCAAUGUUUGCCCACUGUCAAGCUGGUUUCGGUACUGAUAUUACGGAGAACGAUGAGGUGUUAGUUGGGGCACCAGGGUCUAUAAACUGGAAGGGCAUGUCAUUCUUCAAAUCCAUUAGCAACGACAUAGAAGUUUAUGUCAGCGAGACACUUUACAAACAUGUGCCCGAAAUAAGCAACAGCAGCCAAUUGGCCACGGUCCCCAGUUUUUCAUACCUUGGUUGGUGUGGUGGUCUAGACAUAUUAGGCAAAUAA
Messenger RNA from Helobdella robusta, 459 nucleotides. RefSeq lists its product as hypothetical. Lineage: Eukaryota; Metazoa; Annelida; Clitellata; Rhynchobdellida; Glossiphoniidae. Gene Ontology annotation, biological process: integrin-mediated signaling pathway; cell-matrix adhesion; cell-cell adhesion. Gene Ontology annotation, cellular component: integrin complex; external side of plasma membrane. Gene Ontology annotation, molecular function: integrin binding. The record is from RefSeq and is a predicted model, not a curated record. The transcript is spliced from 4 exons. Bases 1 to 459 code for a protein of 152 amino acids.